Cryphonectria parasitica EP155 is the source of this 1187-nucleotide messenger RNA. RefSeq lists its product as uncharacterized. Gene Ontology annotation, cellular component: mitochondrion. Bases 1 to 912 code for a protein of 303 amino acids. The transcript is spliced from 7 exons. Lineage: Eukaryota; Fungi; Ascomycota; Sordariomycetes; Diaporthales; Cryphonectriaceae. The record is from RefSeq and is a predicted model, not a curated record. Gene Ontology annotation, molecular function: guanine nucleotide transmembrane transporter activity.
AUGUCUCCUCCAUCGGGCGCAACGGAGAGGGAGUCCAACCUGGCGCGUCUGCUGGGCUCUGGAUCCGCCGGUAUUUCUGAGCUCGCUGUCUUUCAUCCCGUUGACACCAUCGCGAAGCGCCUAAUGAGCAACGAGACUCGGAUCAAAAACUCGUCGCAGCUAAAUGCAGUCAUCUUCAAAGACAAGGCGGCCGCGCCUGUGGGAAAGAAGUUCGUGUCGCUGUUCCCUGGCCUGGGAUACGCUGCCGGAUACAAGGUCCUCCAGAGAAUAUACAAGUACGGCGGACAGCCCGUGGCCCGCGACUACCUGACGAAGCACUACGGCUCAGACUUCGAGGCGGCAUUCGGCAAGAAGACGGGCAAGGCCAUUCUGCACUCGACAGCAGGUAGUCUGAUCGGCAUUGGCGAGAUCGUGCUCCUUCCCUUGGAUGUGCUCAAGAUCAAGCGCCAGACAAACCCUGAGGCGUUCCGUGGCAGAGGCGUGCUGAAGAUUGUCGCGGAUGAGGGCUUCGGAUUGUACAGAGGCUGGGGCUGGACCGCUGCACGGAACGCUCCUGGCUCCUUCGCGCUGUUUGGAGGGUCUGCGUUCGCCAAGGAGUACCUGUUCAAGCUCCAGGACUACAACAAGGCAUCGUGGUUCCAGAACUUUGUUGCCUCGAUUGCUGGCGCCACGGCGUCUCUGGUAGUCUCUGCCCCUCUCGAUGUCAUCAAGACACGUAUCCAGAACAGAAACUUUGAAAAUCCUGAGGGCGGGUUCAAGAUCCUGACCAAGAUGGCCCGGAACGAGGGCAUAAGUGCUUUUUUCAAGGGUCUUGUGCCUAAGCUCCUCAUGACCGGACCCAAGCUGGUAUUCUCCUUCUGGCUCGCUCAGACUUUGAUCCCAGCAUUCGACAAGGUCAUCGCCGGCAAGUAACGUCCCAGCGAGACAGGAAAAAUUGAAGGAAAAAGGAGGCCAAGGUGUAUAAUUCUACAUGAUAGAUAAGAUGGAGAAUGGCGUUUGGCUUUUUUGUUGGGGAGGAAGACUAUAUUACAUAUGCUUGAUGUCGUGAGCGGUACUCAAGAGCGUCCUGGACCUGCUCAAGUGGCUGCCAUACAUUCUGUGUAUGGACAAGACUUGAAGGGUCUACCUGGCGAAUACAAUACCCAACUCUAUUUAGCCUCGCAGUUCCUAUCGCAGGCUAUCCUUUC